UUAAUUCACAACAUGUUAUCUGGUGGAACUUCAUACAGCGAAGUGAAGACUGUUCAAACUUUAAACCCAACAACGGCAGAAAUAAAUUCCUCUUUAUUUGGACAGAACCAGGCCGUCUGCCUCGCCUGGUUGGGGUGAGACUGAAACAUAAAAACAGAAUAAAGACGUCUGGAGGUGGAUGAGGUCAGUAGAAGCACAUCAGAAACAUGCAGCUUCACAUCCAGAGAUGUGAAGAAACGUGGGAGUUUAGGAGAAGAUGGUCUUCAGUCCAAACAACAGGGAAGCAUCCGAACCAUUUGGUUUCUACGUCUCCAUUCAGACAUCAGGUCAACACAACUAGAACUACUAAUCAAAUAAAAACUCCUUAUAAAACUCCCAGAUGCUGCAGCAGAUGGACCAAAUAAAACCCGACUGUCUGCAUGACUUUUUACAAUCAGAGGUAAAAGAAAGAAGACAGACUGCAAUAAAUUCAUUCUGGAAAAUGGGUCCAACAUGGAAAAUAUCUGGGUUCAAGAGAAUCCAGAAGAAGAAAAAGCCUGAUUAUUUCUUUAUUCCUGAUGAAUCUCAGUCAGAUUAAAGAAAUGAUGCUGAGACGAGAAGAGCUUCUAAUAAACAUUUAAAGAAUCCUCUGAAAGCAUUGGAUGUGAGCUGAGGGGGAAUGGGAGGGAUCGGAGGGAUGGGGGGAGGAGGAGGAGGAGGAGGACAGAUGGACGGAGGGAGAAAGAAGAAAGCAGCCGAUCAGACAGACGACAGGAGACGUUGGCUGAAACAAUCAAAACCCCACAAGGAAAAAUGCCGAAUUUUACGGGAACCUGGAAAAUGAAGAGCAGCGAGAACUUUGAUGAGCUCCUCAAAGCUCUGGGUGUGAAUGCCAUGCUGAGGAAGGUAGCAGGAGCAGCUGCAUCGAAGCCUCAUGUGGAGAUAAAACAGAACGGAGAGCAUUUCUACAUCAAGACCUCCACCACCGUCCGAACCACCGAGAUCAGCUUCCUGAUCGGUGAGGAGUUCAGCGAGGAGACAGUGGAUGGCAGGAAGUGUAAGAGUUUGGCCACUUGGGAAACAGAAAACAAGAUUUACUGCAAACAGACUCUGGUGAGCGGGAACGGCCCGAAGACCUUCUGGAGCCGAGAACUCCGAGGAGAUGAACUCAUACUGAUCUUCGGAGCCGAUGAAGUGGUCUGUACACGGAUCUACGUACGAGGAUAGACAUCCUUCCACCCUUUAACCAACAAAUAACAUCUCAUCCACAAUAAUCUCUAUUAACAGUCAGCCUGUUGCAUUUUAUGUAAAUCAUCAUUUCACAAACAUACUUCUGCUUUAUUUCCUCCUUUUUUUGUAUAUAUUAAAAACACUGCAAAGUAAAA
This is a messenger RNA of Acanthochromis polyacanthus (spiny chromis), 1364 nucleotides long. Its product is annotated as cellular retinoic acid-binding protein 1. Gene Ontology annotation, biological process: fatty acid transport. Gene Ontology annotation, molecular function: fatty acid binding. The coding region runs from base 793 to 1206 and encodes 137 amino acids. The record is from RefSeq and is a predicted model, not a curated record. Gene Ontology annotation, cellular component: nucleus; cytosol. NCBI's taxonomy places the organism in Eukaryota, Metazoa, Chordata, Actinopteri, Pomacentridae. The transcript is spliced from 4 exons.